CGCGCCACUCUCCCGCGCUGCACCAGCCGCAGACCCCGUAGCCACUCCCGGCUGCUUGCCGCGGGCUCAGGGCGGACCAUGCGCCCUCCGAGCCCACCGCCUGCCCGCUGGCUCUGCGUGCUGGCAGGAGCCGUCGCCUGUGCCCUCGGACCUGCCGGCAGCCGGGCAGCCAGCCCACACCAGGAGUGUGAGUACCUGCAGAUGAUUGAGAUACAGCGUGAGCAGUGCCUGGAGGAGGCCCAACUGGAGAAUGAAACCGCAGGCUGCAGCACAAUGUGGGACAACCUCACCUGCUGGCCGACGACCCCUUAUGGCCAGGUAGUUGUCCGGGACUGCCCUCUCAUCUUCCAGCUGUUUUCCCCCAUCCACGGCUAUAACAUCAGCCGUAGCUGCACUGAAGAAGGCUGGUCGCCACUGGAGCCCGGCCCCUACCACAUUGCCUGCGGCCUGAAUGACAGGGCAUCUAGUCUGGAUGAGCAGCAGCAGACAGAGUUCUACAACGCCGUGAAGACUGGCUACACCAUCGGCUACAGCUUGUCCCUUGCCAGCCUCCUGGUUGCCAUGGCUAUCUUGAGCCUGUUCAGGAAGCUGCACUGUACCCGAAACUAUAUCCACAUGCAUCUCUUCAUGUCCUUCAUCCUGAGGGCCACUGCCGUCUUCAUCAAGGACAUGACUCUCUUCAACAGCGGGGAGAUUGACCACUGCUCUGAGGCCUCGGCGGGCUGCAAGGCAGCGGUGGUGUUCUUCCAGUACUGCGUCAUGGCCAACUUCUUCUGGCUGCUGGUGGAGGGCCUCUACCUGCACACCCUGCUGGCCGUCUCCUUCUUCUCUGAGCGGAAGUACUUCUGGGGGUACAUACUCAUCGGCUGGGGAGUGCCCAGUGUAUUCAUCAUGAUAUGGACAAUUGUCAGGAUUCACUUUGAGGAUUUCGGGUGCUGGGACACCAUCACCAGCUCCUCCCUGUGGUGGAUUAUAAAGGCCCCCAUCCUCAUCUCCAUCUUGGUGAACUUCAUCCUGUUUAUCUGCAUCAUCCGAAUCCUGGUUCAGAAACUACGGCCGCCCGACAUUGGGAAGAACGAUAGUAGCCCAUACUCGAGGCUGGCCAAGUCCACACUUCUACUCAUCCCCCUGUUUGGAGUUCACUAUGUCAUGUUUGCCUUCUUCCCCGACAACUUUAAGGCCCAGGUGAAAAUGGUCUUCGAACUUGUCGUGGGGUCUUUCCAGGGUUUCGUGGUGGCCGUCCUCUACUGCUUCCUCAAUGGUGAGGUGCAGGCGGAGCUGCGGCGGAAGUGGCGGCGUUGGCAUCUGCAGGGCGUCCUGGGCUGGAGCUCCAAAUCCCAGCACCUGUGGGGAGGCAGCAACGGCGCCACGUGCAGCACGCAGGUGUCCAUGCUGACCCGCGUCAGCCCUAGCGCGCGCCGCUCCUCCAGCUUCCAAGCAGAGGUCUCCCUGGUCUGACCGCCAGAGGCCGCCAGGCCCCUUCGCACCCUCCCCACGCCGGCCCCUGGAGCAGAGUCUGCAGAGGCGCCGCUGGCUCCAGCCUUUUGUAGGGACACACUCCUUUGCUGCAGCCAGGACCUGGUCCAUGCUCGCUGGAGAGCAGGGCGAUCUAACCUCGGAGGAUGCAAGGAGGAACCAGCGUUAGACUCCACCUCCCCAGGCCGCUCUGCCAGACAUGCGCACAAAAUCUGCAUUCACCUGGAAAGCAAAUCGCCUGCCCUCAAAGCUUUGGAACUCUGAGGGCAAAAGGUUCCGCCCAGUCGGUGCCUAGAGUUCCACUGGGGCGCUCAAGUCACUUUGGGUUGGUUGAGCGUCGCCAUUGAGACUCCUCUCUGAGGACGCAGCCCCCUCCCUGCGUUUAUCUGCCAGCUCUUCCGGGUGGGUGAGUUCUUCUACCUCAGGCAGAUAUGGUUGUGACCUGGAGUUUCAGUUUGGGGAUCACAGCUAUGUUGUGGUCCUCCCUCAGGAUGGAAUUGUCCCAGUGUCUCGUCAGACCUGGGAACUCAGGGACCUACCUCUGCGGAGGGAGGGAGGGAGAAGACAGCCCCAGCCAGUGCUCACCAAGUGACUUUGUCCAUCAAGUAGGACCAGUCCCACUAGCCUUAUGCACAACCAAAGCAAUAGCGAGCUGCCUGCUCUGGGCGCUCAUCUACACACCAACUACUGCUGCAAGGGUCAGAGGCGUGAACACAGGCCCCUUGACCCUGAGGUCACCCUGACAUCACUGGUAGUGACACUGAGUGAGUCUUGGUGAGAGCAGGUAUCUUUUCCAUAAAGACUACCCUUUUUACAUAUUGUGAUCUGCUGGAUUCUCUUGGGGUCCUAUUACCACAGAUGCUACCCCCCCCACCCCAAGUCUCCAGGUCCCAUGCUGCCUUGGAGAGUGAUUGAGUAUGCCACUGACAUAAAAGCUUGCUGGUCAAGGCAUCUUAUGCCUCCCUUAUAGCGAUAUGGCUUCUAAUCCAAGCUGGUGCCCGCAGGCUCCCCUCUGAGUUGCACCAGACUUGUAUGACAAUAAAUAUGGCUCAAACAGGUUUAGUGUCCCUGGCCACUGUGGGUCUCCUGCUUCUUCUAAGUAGCUGUGUCAUCUCCGCUCCGGUGAGAGGUGACUAAAGCUAUGACCCUUCUGGUUUUGGACAGGAGCCCCACAUUCCCAUGUGAGGAUUUAUCCCAAGAGCCUUUGAUUCACAUGUGAGUGUGAAGAGGUUGUGACAUGGGGUCCUGCUGUGACCCUCUCCCCCCUAAGACCAUCUGGAAGGAGACAGAUUCUGCCUCAGACCUAAUCAAAACAGAGCUGCCACAAGCAACCAGGGUUCAUUCCUGAAAACAGCACACAGGAAAUGCAGGAGCUGGGUCUGCUGCCCGUGAGCCAGCCCAGAGGGUCCCCAGCACAAGUCAGUGAGGAGGGGCUGCGUGGCUACCAGAAAGCAGACACAGCAGUGGGGCAAAGCAGGUGAUGUUGGCCGGUCAGUGAGAGAUAGCUAGCUCACGAGGGUUUGUGCAAACACACUUGUGUAAACUUGCGGAUGCCGGGCUGGUGUUAAGAAGCCAGGAUGGGCUAGCAGAGGUUUGGAUCUGUCUGCAACACCCCAUUCAAAGGCUGCUGCCCCCAUUACCAACCCCACGCCUAAGUGAAUGGCGCCAAGAUCCCCCAGCAGUGCUGUGUGGUGGCACAGGUUGUGCCAGUGUAAGGCACAGGGCCCUGGGAGGGGAGCAGUUACCAGCCAAGAGGACAAAGUGAGUAAAACUCAGUGUGUUCAAGAGAGGAGGGGCAGAGUCAGGAAGUAAGAGGCUCAGUGGAGGGCAUUCUAGAAUAGAGACAGGGAGGACUGGGUGAGGAGCUAAGAAAACGUGUGCUGGCAUCCUAGGUUAGUGACAGCCGUGGGGCUUCCAGGCUGGGUUAUCACAGUCCCUUCUUCCUCUGCCAACACCCAGGUCCCUUUUGCCCUGCCAGGCACCUGUCUAGCCCGGCGAACUCAUCUCUAUCACCACCUAGUGGACACUUCAAGACUUGUCCAACUGUGGCCACCUUGGGGCUUUAUGCUGUCAAGUAGGUCUCACACUGGGAACACUGGGAGACAACCAACACAGAAAGCAGGCUCCCUACUGAGCUCACACACACACACACACACCUCAUCCUCAGGUCAAACCACUGGCCCCGUGUGAGUUUUGCCUUGAUCCAAAAGAACCUGAUGGAACCCAGCCCCUGGUGGCUCCUUAAAACAGCCCUACCCACAGUCUCCCUGGGCAGAGGCUAGUCAGCUGAAGUGGGUCUGGACAGGGAGCUGUACCAUCUGAGCCCAGACAGGGCCGUUCGUUCUGUGGGAAGGGCUCGUUCACAGGCAGCCCUCCCCCUCCCCCUCUGGGCACAGCCUCUCCGGGGACACUAGUUUACGUGCUAGCGGAACAGCACUGAGGUGUUUGAGGGCUGGGAGAGGUCUUAGAGUCCCAAGGGAACAUGUUGGGGGUCAGGGACACCCGAGUUUGGCUGAGCAGAUGCUGGGGGCACUUGCCAGCAGAGACAAAGAGAAGGUCUAUCAAAUGAGGCCGAGAGAUGGGGAGGGGUUAAUGCAGAGACGGACCAGGUCUGGGUGCCAGGCCAUCAACAGGAAAGGGAGGAGGUCAGCCGGCGAGACAAUGGCCCGGUUUGGGACGUGCUGGGUGCUAUGUCUGCAGAGCAUCUGAGAAGAGCCCCUCUAAGGCUGUUAGAUAUAGGACCUAAAGGGACUGAAGGCAGGAAGAUCAAGGUAGCCCCUUUGGAAGGAACAGUGAGUGUUCCACAAUUCCCCGGGCACCCCAUGGGGCGUGCCAGGCACAGUCGGGAGAGAAGGCCGGCUCAGCUCCUCCAUCCUAGCCGCCACACAGGGUCUGUUUUAAUGAGCAGUGGCCAGCUUCCCUACCCCCGUGUGGGAACAAGAACAGCUCUUAUCUCUCUGGGGGAAGGGGAAGGGGCGGGGCCCAGCUGGCAGUCAUCAGGGAUGGCCAAGAUAUUAAUAGCCCUGGAGUCUAUGGCCCCGAAGACUCGGCCUCCCAGGAAAAGGACAGAGCAACCGCAGCAGGCCAGAGGGAUGCGUCAGGAGGCCAUCUUGGCAAUGCCCCAGCCUCCACACAAGGCAGAUGGGAUAACUAGAAAAUAGAGAAGGAAAAGUCAUUGCAGAGGCAGAUGUUGAACCCAACUUUCCAAAUCCCAUGGUUGUGCCUCAGAUAUUCUAUAUAUUGUCAAAGAUGGAGUAAUUUGGCUGUGCCCUACCUGGAGACACAGAAAGAGUUGUUCCGGUUAGCAGCCCUGAUUCUGUCUUGACAUAUUGUUUAUCCUGUAUUUUUUCAUUAAUUUUGAUAUUUUAAAAUACUG
Apodemus sylvaticus (European woodmouse) is the source of this 4852-nucleotide messenger RNA. RefSeq names its product vasoactive intestinal peptide receptor 1 (gene Vipr1). Lineage: Eukaryota; Metazoa; Chordata; Mammalia; Rodentia; Muridae. Gene Ontology annotation, biological process: adenylate cyclase-modulating G protein-coupled receptor signaling pathway; cell surface receptor signaling pathway. The coding region runs from base 79 to 1458 and encodes 459 amino acids. Gene Ontology annotation, cellular component: plasma membrane. The record is from RefSeq and is a predicted model, not a curated record. Gene Ontology annotation, molecular function: peptide hormone binding; vasoactive intestinal polypeptide receptor activity; G protein-coupled peptide receptor activity. The transcript is spliced from 13 exons.